Molecule: messenger RNA, 3153 nt
Organism: Miscanthus lutarioriparius
Lineage: Eukaryota; Viridiplantae; Streptophyta; Magnoliopsida; Poales; Poaceae
Source: the annotation of a GenBank genome assembly
AUGGCAUCACCUAUCCAAAUGACUGCAAGCAAUCUAUUACGCACAGAAGGCUUUUCUGGAAAUAUGGGACAAAGAUAUGGUUUAAUUGCUGCGAGAAGUCUUGGAUCAAGAAGGUUGCGAAUGACUCAACAUUGCUUUCAUCAACAGCAUCUUUGUUGGAGACAUGUACAAAGAGGUGUGGUUCGUAAUAUCAGAUCAUCAUCAUCUCCUGGGGCUGUGGUAUCCAAGGGGUUUGACAGUUCAUUAGUUGAGAAACCUGAUACUUCAUUGGAUGUUGGAAUUAUUCAUUUGUACCGUAUACCAUUUCUUCAAGAAAGUGAAACUAUGGAGCUGCUCAAGAAAGUGAAGGCGAAGGUUUCUGCUAAAAUUGUUGAUAUACUGACCGAGCAGUGCUUCAACAUUCAAUUGGAUAAUCCACUCACCCCUGAGAAGCUUUCAACGCUUCAUUGGCUCUUAGCAGAAACUUAUGAACCAGACAAGUUGCAAAGUAGGAGCUUUCUGGAGGAGGAAGUAUCUAGAAGUUCCUGUGCUGUUAUUGUUGAGGUCGGUCCCCGGAUGACAUUUUCGACGGCAUUCUCGACCAAUGCUGUCUCAAUUUGUAAAUCUCUCUCAUUAGUAGAAGUGAGCAGACUGGAGCGGUCAAGAAGAUACCUUUUGCGCCUUGAGCCUGGUAGUGGUCCACUUGAUGAAAGUCUGCUCAAAGAAUUUGCUGCAUUGGUUCACGAUAGAAUGACAGAGUGCAUUUAUCCCAAAAAGCUGACAUCAUUUCAGUCAGAUGUAGUUCCUGAACCUGUCUGUGUUGUUCCAGUCAUUGAAAGAGGAGAAGAAGCAUUGGAAGAAAUAAAUGUGAAGAUGGGGCUUGCUUUUGAUAAACAAGAUAUUGACUACUAUACACACCUCUUCAGAGAUGAUAUUAAACGCAAUCCGACUACAGUGGAACUUUUUGAUAUUGCACAAUCCAAUAGCGAACACAGUAGACAUUGGUUUUUCAAUGGAAAACUUGUUAUAGAUGGAGAGACCAUGCCUGCCACUUUGUUCCAGUUAGUGAAGAGCCCUCUGAAAGCCAACCCCAAUAACUCUGUCAUCGGGUUCAAGGAUAACUCGAGUGCAAUAAAAGGAUUUCCAGUAAACCAUCUACGCCCAACAAUUCCAGGUUCCAGUUCACCAUUAUCCAUCAUGAUGCGUGAGCUUGAUAUUUUAUUCACAGCAGAAACCCAUAAUUUUCCAUGUGCUGUUGCGCCAUACCCGGGAGCCGAGACAGAAAUUGGCAUGCUAGUUGUGAAGAUUGGUGGUCCAGCAUACAGAAUUGGUAUGGGCGGUGGUGCUGCCUCGAGUAUGGUUAGUGGCCAGAACGACGCAGAGCUUGAUUUCAACGCUGUACAGCGUGGAGAUGCUGAGAUGGCACAGAAAUUGUAUCGUGUGCGCUGCUGUGAAGAAUGCCAAGUUGAAUGGCCUCCUCCUCCAUCCCCUGUUGAAGAACUUGAGCUUGAAAAAGUUCUAGGAGACAUGCCUCAGAAGACCUUCAAGUUCAAGCGUGUUUCUCAUGUCACAGAGCCUUUAGACAUUUCACCUGAGGUAACACUUUUGGAUGCUCUGAAGCGAGUAUUAAGGCUCCCAUCUGUGUGUUCAAAGCGUUUCUUGACCACAAAGGUUGAUAGGUGUGUGACAGGCCUUGUUGCACAACAGCAGACAGUUGGACCUCUCCAACUUCCGCUUGCUGAUGUGGCUGUGAUUGCACAGACAUACACAGACCUAACAGGUGGUGUUUGCAGCAUUGGAGAACAACCAAUAAAGGGUUUGCUUAAUCCUAAGGCCAUGGCCAGACUUGCUGUUGGGGAGGCCUUGACUAAUCUUGUCUGGGCUAAGGUUACAUCACUUGCUGAUGUCAAAGCAAGCGGGAAUUGGAUGUACGCUGCAAAGCUUGAUGGCGAAGGUGCAGAUAUGUAUGAUGCAGCUGUCGCAUUGGCUGACUGCAUGAUUGAACUUGGUAUUGCAAUAGAUGGGGGAAAAGACAGUCUUUCCAUGGCAGCCCAAUGUGAUGGUGAACUCGUCAAGGCUCCUGGAAAUCUGGAAAAAACUUCAGAUCUCAGGGAUCUCUGGGAGGAAACGAGCUUCCAGCUUGAGGAGUUACAACGUCUGAAAUCUUGUGUCAAACUUGAGAAAGAAGGAUUAAAAUGCAGAACAUCGCCAUCAUGGUCUCUGUCUUUUACUCCCAAAUUCACAGAUGAGAAACUGUUGAUUGCUUCCUCAAAACCAAAGGUCGCUAUCAUUCGUGAAGAAGGGAGCAAUGGGGACAGGGAAAUGGCUGCUGCAUUCCACGCUGCUGGGUUUGAACCAUGGGAUAUCACAAUGUCAGACCUCUUGGCUGGGAAGUCUUCUCUAACAGAGUUCCGUGGGAUUGCGUUUGUUGGCGUUUUUAGCUAUGCAGAUGUGCUAGAUUCAGCGAAAGGUUGGGCUGCAUCGAUCAGGUUUAACAAACCCCUCGUUCAGCAAUUUCAGGAUUUCUAUCAUAGGCCAGACACGUUCAGCCUUGGAGUAUGUAACGGUUGUCAGCUUAUGGCUCUUCUUGGCUGGGUGCCAGGAUCUGAUGUUGGAGGUUCUCUUGGUAAAGGUGGAGAUAUGUCCCAACCCAGGUUUAUUCACAAUGAAUCCGGUCGUUUCGAGUGCCGGUUUACCAGUGUGUCCAUUGGGGAUUCUCCUGCUAUCAUGUUCAAGGGGAUGGAAGGUUCUACCUUGGGUGUUUGGAGUGCUCACGGCGAGGGAAGAGCUUUCUUCCCAGAUGAAAAUGUUCUAGCUACUGUUGUGAAGUCUAAUCUGGCACCUGUGAGAUAUUGCGAUGAUUUUAACAACAUAACCGAGACCUAUCCCUUCAAUCCUAAUGGUUCUCCACUAGGUAUUGGAGCCCUUUGCUCCCCUGAUGGGAGGCACCUUGCUAUGAUGCCGCAUCCGGAGCGUUGCUUCAUGAUGUGGCAAUACCCAUGGUAUCCCAAGGAAUGGCAGGUUGAGAAGAGUGGCCCCAGCCCUUGGCUGCGGAUGUUCCAGAAUGCUAGGGAAUGGGCAGUGUCUGGCUUCAGCGAUGUGGUCAUCACCGGGGUACCAGCUAUUGCGAGUAUGGAUGGUUCUCAUUCGAUGACCCCCUUUUUUGCGGAAUAA